AUGGCCAUAGCAAUACCGGGAGAAAACUCGUUUGACGCUCUCAGCAACACCUAUGAUCUGAAGAAGAAAUUUGACAUUGACAAUGAUGAAGAGAUCCGUUUUGUCGAUGUGAGGGAUGGAGCGUCCAUUGACAACGAUGUCCUCGCCGAUGUUUUAGAAGCGGAUGGUGCCAUUCAGUUAAUGGUGUUGAAAGAGGGAGAGGAGUGGGAUCCUGGUCUUGGCCAAGCAGGUCGUCAGCCCGAUCUAUUCAGCAAUUCAUCUGAAAGCAGUCCCUCCUCUUCUGCAAAGAAGCAACGUCUUGAUAAAGAAACAGAUGCUAAGCAGCUCAUACUGGAAGUUCUGCAGUCAAAGCCAGGAGGGAAAGAAAUACUUAUGGAGUAUGAGCGCCAUAACUGCCUUCAAGAUAAAACGCGGAGAUUGUUGGUGAACAUUGUGGUGGGCCACAUGAUGGACGUGCAUGGAAGACUACCGAAGGCACAUGUCAAGAACAAGUAUGCUGUUGGAAUUGUAAACAUGUUCCCAGCUCUGAGGGAUCCCCAUACUCCUGCGGGAAAUGAAGCCUUCUAUGAAGAAAGGAGCAACACUGGGUUUCUUGCUGCACGAAUAAAGAAUGUUAACAGGGCUGAACCAGUUCCUAAGGGGAAAGAUCUACCACCUGAAAAGAAAUCAACCAAGAGAGAUGGAGGGCCGAAGCAUCCAAGAGAGGAUCAUGGUGAACGCCGCCCAGAAAAUGAUCUUGAAGCAGAAGUCAACUGGCUGAAGCACGUUCCACGUGUAAAUCAGAGUCGGGAGGACACCAUGGAAAAGAUGGCAGCAACAUACCCUCUGAGACGUACCAUGGUUCAAAAGGGUUUGUCAGCUACUGCGAUCAUCAAGGAAUUUCCAUGUUUCCAGAACACACCAGGCCUGAUUGAUCAAGACUUCCAUCUAAUGUUUCCGGACAAGAACACAAAGUUCAUCGAAACGUGGACAGAGGCACUUAAAAGCAAAGUCGUCAACCUUGCAAGGUCCAUUCAUGGUAACAUUACUGCCAAUCAGCUUAUAUCUACAGUUGAGCAAGGGCCAAGCACAGAAUCAGAAAUGCGAGGUUGGUGUUCUGACACAGCAGCUAUCCUGUUGCUGCGGUGCCUCCUGCCUCCAGUUAACCAGGGAAGGUCUGGGGCUCCAAAAAUAUCGCUGAUCUCAGCAAUGGACCACCUCAUACAAUUUGAGAAGAUUGUAUCGAGUAUCGACGAUAUUUUGGAAAGAGCAAAGGACAAGCAGACGCAGCCGUACCUACUGGCCAUGGGCUUAUCGAGAAGUCAGGUAACAAGGUACUUUGUCAUCAUAGACCACCUAGCGCUGCCAAGUGGAGCCCAUGAGCCUGUUGGCGCAUUAGAUGCGCUGUUUAAAGCACACUACGUGUUCGGAUUGGAGUACAGCUCAUAUCUUCGCAACUUCUGGACCUUCAUCCAGACGACCGUAUAUGGUAUCGAUGUUCAUAUUACUCAUGAAGCACCUCGCGUCCGAGAAAUAAGGUCCAAACUGAUGCAUUGA
Patiria miniata (bat star) is the source of this 1536-nucleotide messenger RNA. RefSeq lists its product as uncharacterized. Lineage: Eukaryota; Metazoa; Echinodermata; Asteroidea; Valvatida; Asterinidae. The record is from RefSeq and is a predicted model, not a curated record. The transcript is spliced from 9 exons. Bases 1 to 1536 code for a protein of 511 amino acids.